Messenger RNA from Mirounga angustirostris (Northern elephant seal), 3502 nucleotides. It is a transcript of the gene GAS2L1, whose product is annotated as growth arrest specific 2 like 1. The coding region runs from base 1029 to 3185 and encodes 718 amino acids. Gene Ontology annotation, biological process: protein localization to microtubule plus-end; actin crosslink formation; microtubule bundle formation. The record is from RefSeq and is a predicted model, not a curated record. Lineage: Eukaryota; Metazoa; Chordata; Mammalia; Carnivora; Phocidae. Gene Ontology annotation, cellular component: cytoplasm; actin filament; microtubule plus-end. The transcript has 5 exons. Gene Ontology annotation, molecular function: microtubule binding; cytoskeletal adaptor activity; actin filament binding.
CGAAUUCCAGGGAGGCGGGGCGGAGACGGCGGGCGGGCGGGUGCGGAGGCCUCAGCCGCGGGACCGGAUCGCUGUGGCUCGGGCGGCGCCUCCCUGCGGCGGCCCGGCCCCGCUCGGCCCCGCCGGGGCGAUGCUCCCCGAGGCCGCAGGAUGAGCGAGGUGAGCGCGGGGACCCCCAGCAACCCCUGCCUGGCGCGCACUCACGGGUACCUGGCAGCUGCGGCCUCCGUUCCCCGGGGCUGUGUGACCUUGGGCGGCCCCCGAACCCUCUCUGGGCCGAAGCCGAGAGGCCAGCGGGGGCUGUUAGAGGCCCUUCCGAGUCCCGGCUCCGCACGCACCCGGUCUGCGGUGCUGGGGAGGCUCCUCGGAGGAGGCGGGGCCUGGCUCCGGCACCCCCGGGGCUGCCCCUGGCUCUUGCGAUCCGCAGCGCGGCUCAGGUCGGCCUGGCUCUGCCACGCACUGCUCUGCGACCUUGAGCGAGCCCUUGCCCUCUCUGCUCCUCAGUUUCCUCAUCUGUAAAAUGGAGAUAAAAUCACUAACACUCAGCCCUGGGCAGGGGCAUUGCGGUUACUGUUACUGCUGUUAUGUCGUUGUUAUAAUGACACAGUCCUUAGGGAAGGGGAGCUGACGGAGUACCCGGGACUUUCGCAGAGGAGGUGGGCCGAGUACCAGCCCUGAGUGAUGGCCCUAACCAUUCCUGCGGUUGGGACCCGGAUUCCUGGACAGGUCCUGCCUGUCCACUGUGAGUCCACGCCUGUGGGCUGCAUCUCUAAGGCUCUGCUUUCCACUUACCAUGGGGGGCAAUAAGGAUGCAUGUGUGCCUGCCAGGGAGGGAGGAUUCAGCCAAGUCCCCCACCACCCCCCAGAGGGAAAUAGCAAACAUUUACAGAUACUAAGUCAUUCAUACAAAUUAUCUCAUUAGGUCCUGCCAGGAAGGUACUAUUAUUGUACCCAUUUCACAGACGAGGAAACUGAGGUACAGUGAAGUUUCUCACAGCCAGUACACAAAACCAGGCAUCUGGCCUGAGAUGACUGGCGAGUUGCAGGUGGUCAGCGGCUUAGUCUGUACUGAGUGCUUCCUGGGUCCUCACAGCAGUCCUGUGUCCCUGCCCACCCACAGUGACUCGGCUGGCCCGAGCAUGGCGGACCCCGUGGCGGGCAUCGCGGGUUCGGCAGCCAAGAGCGUGCGGCCGUUCCGCUCGAGUGAGGCCUACGUGGAGGCCAUGAAAGAGGACCUGGCCGAGUGGCUCAACGCCUUGUAUGGCCUGGGUCUGCCCAGCGGUGGUGAUGGCUUCCUGACGGGGCUGGCCACGGGCACCACCCUGUGCCAACAUGCCAAUGCUGUCACCAAGGCCGCCCGCGCUUUGGCCACUGCCCGUCCAGCCCGCGGGGUGGCCUUCCAGGCGCACAGUGUGGCGCCUGGCUCUUUCAUGGCCCGCGACAACGUGGCCACGUUCAUCGGCUGGUGCCGAACAGAGCUGGGCGUGCCUGAAGUGCUCAUGUUUGAGACGGAGGACCUGGUGCUGCGAAAGAACGAGAAAAGCGUGGUGCUGUGCCUGCUGGAGGUGGCGCGGCGUGGGGCCCGCCUCGGCCUGCUCGCCCCUCGCCUUGUGCAGUUUGAACAGGAGAUCGAGCGGGAGCUACGUGCUGCACCCCCGGCCCCCCAUGCCCCCACGGCCGAGGAGGAUGCCCCCGAAACUGCCACCCCAGAAGGGGCUCCCGCCCGCGGGCCCCGCAUGACACCCAGCGACCUGCGCAACCUCGACGAGCUGGUGAGGGAGAUCUUGGGCUACUGCACCUGCCCAGACCAGUUUCCCAUGAUCAAAGUCUCGGAGGGGAAGUACCGCGUGGGAGACUCCAGUCUCCUCAUCUUUGUGCGGGUGCUGAGAAGCCACGUGAUGGUGCGCGUGGGUGGCGGCUGGGACACUCUGGAGCACUAUCUGGACAAGCAUGACCCGUGCCGCUGCUCGUCCUCGGCCCACCGCCCGCCCCAGCCCAGGGCUCGCACCUUCUCCCCACAGAGGGUGUCGCCCACCCCCAGCCCUCGCGCUGGCAGCCCAGCCCCUGGGGGCGAGCGACGGAGCUCCCGGCCAGAAGUGACGCCCAUUAGCCUACGCACCUCAAAGGAGGGAACAGAGACCCCCCUCAGGGCCCGGGACCAGCUGCCCCCCCACCCCCGCUCCCGCCGCUACUCCGGGGACAGCGACUCCUCAGCAUCCUCAGCCCAGAGCGGCCCCCUUGGUGUCCGCGGUGAAGACUCAGGCACCGGCCCCCGCAGGGAGCGGCCCAGCCAGCGGCUGACCACAGGCACCCCGGCCUCCCCGAGACGGCCCCCCGCCCCGCGCAGCCAGUCCAGAGACCGACUGGAUCGGGGGCGGCCCCGUGGGGCCCCCGGAGGCAGGGCAGCCCAGCUGUCGGCCCCCAGCCCCGCCCGGCGGGCCCGGAGCCAGAGCCGCGACGAGCAGGCCACGCUGCUGGUGCGCAGGGACCGAGACGGGCAGCACUCGUGGGUGCCCCGGGGCAGGGCCAGCAGGGGCUCGGGCAGGAGCAGCCCCCAGACUGCCCGGGCUCGCAGCCCUGCGGCGCCCCGGCCUCUCCAGGUCUCCAGCCCCACCCCAGAGGCGGGCGCCACACCGGCCAGUGCCUUCCGCACCCCGCUACAGCUUGACCCGAAGCAGGAGCAGCAGCUGUUCCGGCGCUUGGAAGAGGAGUUCCUGGCCAAUGCCCGAGCCCUUGAGGCCGCUGCUGGCGGGAGCCCCGCAGGACCAGCCUCUGACCCAGCUCGGGCCCCAGACCCCUCAGCUCCUGACUCGGCCUACUGUUCCUCCAGCAGCUCCUCUUCAUCCCUCAGCGUCCUGGGUGGCAAGUGUGGCCAACCUGGGGACUCUGGCCGGAUGGCCAAUGGGCUGCCCGGGCCCCGAGGCCCAGUCCUGUCCAGCUCUUCUGAUGAAGGCAGCCCCUGCCCUGGUGUGGGGGGCCCACCAGACGCACCUGGAAGCCCCCCGGCUGGCCUGGAGCUCCCAAGGACCUGGGCACGGGGCCGGAUGGACACACAGCCAGACCGAAAACCCUCACGCAUCCCCACGCCUCGGGGCCCUCGACGUCCAUCUGGAUCCACAGAGCCUGGGUCCUGGCAUGCCCUGCACUCUGUGAGCCCAAGGGCAGAGCCGGAUUCCUGGAUGUGAUGAAACAGCCCAGUUGCCCCCUCCCCACCCCAGGCCCCACCCCAGGCCCACAUUCCUUCUCUUCCUUUUCCUUCGUGGCCUUAACCCCUCUGCAUCAGGGAGCCCCCCCACCCCUGUCUCUCGGGUACCAGACCUCAUGGGACCAGACCCCUUGGGACCACAUGGCACAAUGGGACCUCUGUCGUACAUUCCGGUUGGGGGAUGAGCGUUGCUAUUUAAUUACUAAUAUUAUUGAAUGCCUUAGAGGAGGCCAGUGAGGACCCCUCCUGAGGUCCUGUGGCCCUGCAGAGCCUGACAGUAAAGUAUUGUUCCAGCCA